CCCAGCCCCGACCCGGCGCCUGUUUGCCCCACCGGCGGCGACCCGGCGCCCGGGGACUGCCGAGGCGGGGAGCCGAGAGCGAGCGGGCGGGAGGCAGCGGAGCGGAGCGGAGGCUGCGAGCUCUGUGCGCCCCGGCCCGGCCCGGCCUGCCGCGCGCCCCCUCCCCUCCCCUCCCUUCCCCUCGCCGCGCCUCCUCCCCUCGCCUCUUCUCGCCUCCUCUCCUCUCCUCAGCCCGGCGCCGCUCCCGCCUGCGCCCCGGCCGCCGAACCCAGCCCGGCCGGGCCCCCGGCUUCGCGCGCUCUCGGCUGGGCCCGGCGGGGACUGGGUCCCCGCGGCGGACACCGCCCCUCCCCAGGGACCCGGCGGAUUCCGGACCUUUCGGAACGUUAACCGAGCCGUGGGAGCGAUCGCGCCCAGGGCCGACCGCGGGGCUGGGCUGAGCGGACCCUCGCAGCCGCUCUGGACGCCGGGGGUGCCGGGGCGCAGACGUUCUGGGUCCGGGCUGAGCGCGUCCCGGGCGCCCGGCGGUGCCAGCUCACUCCGGGCCGGGUAGGGCAGGGCAGACCCCAGCGGAACCCGGACCCGGCCGAUCUGGACUGGACAGAGCGAAUCCCGGACGGAGCCGAGCCCGGGGAAUGCCGGGCGUGGGCUGAGGGGAUCCCGGCGCCCUCCCAGCCCUCCGACUUUGGCUCACGCGCUGGGACCGGCCCGGCAUCUCCUCGGCCUCCCCGCGCCCCGGUCACCUGUGGCCUCGGAGCCCGGAAUCCGCCGGACCCUCGCUCGUUCCCGACCCCGAGCCUGGAGAGGCUUGAGAAAGGUUUUUCCUGCCCCCUUCCCUGGAGCGCGGAGGCCCCGCCCCCUCCCACCGCCCAGAUGUCUCCGGCCACUGCUCGGAGGACCUCCCUGAGGCCAGGGGCCGAAGGGUCCAGAGAGAGAAGCCCGCCCUAGGGAGCCUUGGGGGGCCCCCAACCCCGUUUUGGGGCUUGGCCCCCGACGCUGCUUGGAGGGAAGGCCGGUGCCCCCACCCUCGGGGGCUGCCCUCUUCCAAUCCAGCUCCCUCCCCAGAGCUGCCCAUAACUGGAGCCCCCUCCACAUCUGGAAGACCCUGGCCACCAUCCCUCUGCAGGUGUCAGUUGCAUCCAGAGACCUCUGCCUUUGCAACUGCCUAGGAGUUGUGAGGGGAUCCCUUCUGCCUUCCCCCAUCCCAAGGGCAUCUCCUACCCUUAGUCCCUGCAGAGUCAUCCCCCUGCCUCUUUGUUCAAGCUCAGGCAGAAAUCAGCUCUGCACACCCACAGGCACUUCAAGUCCUGGAGGCCACUCCUGGGACCCAAGGUCCCUCCCCCUGCCCUCCUGUGUCCUCACCUUGACCCCCUCUGCCAGACUCUGUCUCCCUCUGGGUGUCCCACUCCCCACCCAGAGGCAGAGGAGGCGGGGUGGCAGGGGGCAGGGGCUGGUUGAGGGCCGCCCAGGGCCAGGGUGGGCUGGGGGGCCGUUAAGAUGUGGAGCUCUGCCCAGCCGACGACGGGGGCUCCGUGGAGGCAGACACAGCGUGUGCCCAGCUGGGGGGAGUAUGGGCAGGCCUGCGGCCACGUGGUAAACGAUGAACAUUCGGGGGGCCCCGGACCUCGGGCAGCCCAGUGACGACCCCAGCAGUGGUGGUGAGCGGGAGCGGAUUCGACAGCGCAUGAAGAUGGUCAUCGGGCAGCUUGAGGGCAUCCUUCGAGAGCUCAAGGAGGUGGCCAAGGAGCUGAGGGAGGUGGUGAGCCAGAUCGAUAAGCUAACCUCAGACUUCGACUUUGAACUGGAGCCGGACGACUGGACCACGGCCACUGUGAGCAGCACCUCUAGCAGUGACAAGGCGGGCGUGGGCGGCCCCUUUGACCUGGGCCACCUGGACUUCAUGACAGCCGAUAUCCUCUCAGACAGCUGGGAGUUCUGCUCCUUCCUGGACGUCUCAACCCCCUCGGACUCCGUGGACGGUCCUGAGUCAACUCGGCCAGGGGCUGGCCCUGACUACCGCCUCAUGAAUGGUGGCACGCCCAUCCCUAAUGGGCCACGAGUGGAGACCCCAGACUCCUCCAGCGAGGAGGCCUUCGGCGCUGGCCCCACAGUGAAGAGCCAGCUGCCCCAGCGGACCCCAGGGACGCGGGAGAGGGUGCGGUUCAGUGACAAAGUGCUCUACCAUGCUCUGUGCUGUGACGAUGAGGAGGGGGACGGUGAGCAGGAGGCCGAGGAGGAGGAGGUGGGCUUGCCCCCCGAGCCUGUCCAUACAGAGGCCCACGCAGGCCCCCACAAGCCCUCCCCAGCCCCCUACAAGUCACGGCGCUCUCCACUGACCAGCCACCGCUCAGGCUCUGCCUUGGCCCCCGAACAGACUCGAAGGGUCACAAGGAACAGCAGCACCCAGACAGUGUCAGACAAGAGCACGCAGACGGUGCUGCCCUACACAGCCACUAGACAGAAAGCCAGGGGGAAAAACUAGGGGCUGGGGAGGGGGCCGGGGGCGGUGGACACAUAGAGCUAUAAAUAUAUAUAUAUAUAUAUAUUUAAACAAAUGAAGUCAUAAUAAAAUUUAAAAACACUAAGGAUCCGGCCCCACAGGCCCCAGAGCUUUCACAGAGCUCCUCUUAGACACGAAGAUGCCCACUGGCCUCCUAGGUCCCAGGAAGUGUGGCCAGGACUGCCCUUCCUCCCUCCCUCCCUUCUCAUUGCAGGGCUCCUGAAGGGGGUGUCUGAAAGUAUGUAAAUCUGACGGGAGGUCUGGCCCUCCCCUUGCUAGCUCCUGAACUCCGUGGAGGAGUCUGGCUGCUGGCCAGGGCCGUGUGCUGGAGUGGACUCCCCGGCAGGAGUCGGGCUCUAAAGGGAGUGGUGUCCCUUUAGGCCAGGGCUCACAGUCAGACUGGUUUGGAGACUGAGGACUUGGGGCCUGGGGGUGGCAUCACUCUGGCUAGACCCUGCAUCACUUGCACCCACCCUCCUUCUACUCCAAGGCAGAUUUACCUGGGUAUACACAGCCCUGCCUCACCCCCUUCCAUCUUAGGGUUGCCUGGGACAUAGGGGCAUGGCAAGCUGGCCUCCAUGCUGGGCCACUGGGCAUCCACAGAGCCUGGAGGAUCACCUGGGCUGGGCAGGGGUUUGUUUGGAGGGUCUGGACCCCUCCCGAUCCUUUCAGCUCCCAUUCUCAGCCUGGUCCUGAGACCAAGACCAAAGACUCAGGGCAAAGCCUCAGCCAGCGUGGCCCUAAGCAGACCGGAGUUCUGUGUGAGGAAGUAGGCAGCCACUUCCAUAGGGCUACAAAUUAGGGCCAUAGACAGGCUCCUGGCCGCCUCCAGCAGGUGGGCAUUCUCGGAAAGGAGGCCAGUGGUCCCACUCUGUGCCCACCUCUCCAGCCCCAGCUCCCGAGCCCCCCUCAGCAGAUCCUGAACAAAGACGAGGUUACAGCCUAGGGGCCUCAGGGCUUCAUCUGGGGCAUGGCUGGCACAGCGACAGCAUCUGAGUAUCUUUGGGGAUAAUAAUCACAAUUAUAUUGCUCACA
Molecule: messenger RNA, 3535 nt
Organism: Sapajus apella (tufted capuchin)
Lineage: Eukaryota; Metazoa; Chordata; Mammalia; Primates; Cebidae
Gene: INSYN1
Product: inhibitory synaptic factor 1
Exons: 3
Coding region: 1601-2482 (293 amino acids)
Biological process (GO): inhibitory postsynaptic potential
Cellular component (GO): postsynaptic density
Source: RefSeq, a predicted model, not a curated record